This is a messenger RNA of Tricharina praecox, 1147 nucleotides long. RefSeq lists its product as uncharacterized. The record is from RefSeq and is a predicted model, not a curated record. Lineage: Eukaryota; Fungi; Ascomycota; Pezizomycetes; Pezizales; Pyronemataceae. The transcript has 3 exons. The coding region runs from base 274 to 891 and encodes 205 amino acids.
AUUCCACCUAACGAACAAGUCCGUGGUCACGCAGCCAACGGAAAUGCUGCAAUCAUACUGACGAACCACGGGGCCGAACACGGUUCCUUAACCUAGCGACCACUCGAAGCUCUACGCUUCCAGCUUUUGGACCGGAAAGGAAACUUUGGAAGCCCCUUGAUGUUUCCGGUCGGCAGCUAUACCCUUCUCCUAUGGCCGCAAACGUAGAAACUGAAUGGUCCGAAAGCGCAAAUAACUAUCCGCACAACGGCUGAAUCCACUUGCUGGACCCCGAUGACGGCGAUGUUUGGUACUAUGAGUCGCCGGCCACUAGGCGAACAAUCCUCCCCGCCAGGACGAGAAGACGGGCUUUCUUGCGUCGCAUUUUCGACGAUAAAACAUAUGCCGAAGAUGUCCGCGGCGCCUCUCAACCAGCAAAUAGAAGAAUGCACAUGCCCACAACGUCCGGAUGCCCAGACAGCCCCUAGACGAGCUACGGAUGACAUCCACCUCCGCCUCCCCCGCCGUUUCUCCCGACGUAAAACUACUGGAAUUUUUUGGAUGAGCCAAGCGAUAGGUUUUCGGUGGGUGCAUCGCGUGACAAAUCCAUGCAGCGGCUGUGAUCUGAGCCACAGAAAACCGAACAAAAGAUUCCUUGCCAACACACACCAAACCCAGCCCCGCCUAGACCUAACUUACUACUUGACGCUGCUGCUGCUCCUGCUUCGACGCACGACACCGAUACUCUACCUCCUUCGACACUUGACACCUCCUCCCCUUCAAUACCCUGACGAUCUCGACCACCGCGGCAAGGAAUCUUUCCCUUUGAAAGGACCUUCGAGAUCUUACUCUGCUAUACCUCACAUCCCCUUACCGGACGGUACAUCUUCACCCGCUUCCGUCUCUGGAUAAAUACUCCGACUCCGCCACCAUCUUCAGCUAUCUACUCCCCAGCAGCAAAGGAUCUGACCACCACCACCACCAACAACAACAACAGUAACAGAGUGAACAUGUCGGCAGACGAACGGAAAAUCGCUGAGCGGAUGCUCAUGACAGAGCUCAAAGAGCUACAGAAGGAGAACUGGGUCCACGCUGAGCCUAGGGAUGGAAACCUCUUCGUGUGGAACGUGGCGCUGCUGGUUGUGAACCCGACCAGCUUGUACUAUGG